Molecule: messenger RNA, 1385 nt
Organism: Pisolithus orientalis
Lineage: Eukaryota; Fungi; Basidiomycota; Agaricomycetes; Boletales; Pisolithaceae
Product: Ssl1-like-domain-containing protein
Exons: 7
Coding region: 20-1333 (437 amino acids)
Biological process (GO): nucleotide-excision repair; regulation of transcription by RNA polymerase II; DNA-templated transcription
Cellular component (GO): transcription factor TFIIH holo complex; transcription factor TFIIH core complex
Molecular function (GO): zinc ion binding
Source: RefSeq, a predicted model, not a curated record
CCUUUCACGCCCACUCACGAUGGACGUUGACUCUGACUCUGACAUCUCCCUUUUCGGGGACGAAGACCCGCGUGCCAAGGGUAAAGGUAAGGGAAAGGCAUCAGAAAGGCUGAGGAAGGGAAAAGCAAAAAGAAAGGCAAAGGAGCAAGCUUAUACAUGGGAGGCCUCAUAUACGCGCUCAUGGGAUACUGUUCAAGAAGACGAAACUGGGAGCUUGCAAGGGUCUGUGGAGGAUUUGAUGGCUAGGGGCCGACGAAGGAGACUCCUCGCACCUGCCUCUGCCAUACGACGCACGAUCAUCCGGCAUCUGGUCUUGAUUUUGGACCUUUCAAAUUCCAUGAUGGACCGUGAUUUUCGCCCCACGCGAUUUGACCUUGCGCUUCGCUACGCUCGGGAGUUUGUAGCGGAGUGGUUUGACCAGAACCCACUUGGACAAAUUGGUGUUGUUGGCAUGCGUUCUGGCCUUGGGGAGCGCGUCGGCGAAAUGUCAGGCAACCCUCAAGAUGUCCUCAGGUCGUUGAGUAACAGGGCAAAAUUGGAACCUGCUGGAGAACCAAGCCUGCAGAAUGCGAUAGAAAUGGCGAGAGGCAACAUGAGUCACCUACCGACACAGUCAUCUCGCGAAAUCCUUAUCAUCUAUGGCUCGCUAACUACUUGUGACCCUGGUAACAUUCACGAGACUUUAGAGGUCUGCGUCAAGAGUAGAAUUCGGAUAUCCAUCAUCGCCCUCGCAGCAGAGAUGAAAAUCUGCAGGGAACUAAGUGACAAGACAGGAGGGAAAUUUGGAGUGGCCAUGAAUGAGGGCCAUUUCAAGGACUUGUUGUUCGAAUUAGUUCCUCCUCCCGUUCAGCAAGCCACGAUCCGUAAUGCGGGCCGCGGAAGUGGAAAUCCACCCGCAGAUCUGAUGAUGAUGGGCUUUCCGACCCGUCUUCCAGACACGUCGACUCCGAGCCUUUGUGUUUGCCACUCGGACAUGAAGAGCGAGGGAUUUCUGUGUCCACGUUGUAUGGCGAAAGUGUGCGACGUACCGACUGAUUGCGAUAUCUGUGGCCUUAUGAUUGUGAGCUCACCCCAUCUGGCACGAAGCUACCACCACCUGUUCCCCGUCAAGCCGUACGAAGCGGUGACGUCACUCGACGACACGUCCCAGUCGGCCAGCGCUUGUCACGCAUGCGCUCGGCCGUUUCCAGCAGCACCUUCAAGUGGAGUUGUGACGGAGGGGAUCAGCCCGCUGGGCCGAUACCGCUGUCCAGAUUGCCACCACGACUUCUGCACUGAAUGCGAUGUUUUCGUACACGAUGUAGUUCACUGCUGUCCAGGCUGCGGCAAAUGAGCACCUUAUUACUCUGUACUUACAUGUAGAGGGACAAUUCAACAAAUUUCAU